Molecule: messenger RNA, 1203 nt
Organism: Zingiber officinale
Lineage: Eukaryota; Viridiplantae; Streptophyta; Magnoliopsida; Zingiberales; Zingiberaceae
Exons: 1
Coding region: 214-846 (210 amino acids)
Source: RefSeq, a predicted model, not a curated record
AGGCACAGCGGGAGGUGCCUUCACCUUCACGAGGUCAUUCUCCUUCCGCUCUCUCGUCGCCUCCGGUCGCCGCCCUCCGCCGCAGCUCCUCCGCCACUUCGUUCGCCUUUUCUGUAUCGAUCCAUCUCUUCUCCGUCGCCUACGCUUCUCGGCCUCUGAACCCUAGAGCCGAUCGAUCACGCGCCGAUCGACGUCAAGGAGGUUGUUGAACUCAUGGCUGACUAUCCGAAUUGGUUGAAGUCUAUGUCGAAAUCCUCCACUUCCUCUUCGUCGUCCUCUUCCGGCGCUUCCGCGUUCAGGAAGCCGUUCUCCAUCCUCCGAUCGUUCUCUUACCACACCCAUCGGCGCGCCUCGACGAGGACCCUUGCGAGGCGAUUUGCCGACGAGCCGAAGCGCCCCAAGGUGGUUCUCUACUUCACCUCGCUCCGCAGCAUCCGACGCACCUUCGAGGACUGCUGCGCUGUCCGCGCCAUCCUCCGAGGCUUCCACGUCGCCGUCGACGAGCGCGAUGUUUCCAUGGACGCUUCGUUCCGCCGCGAGCUGCAGGAGUUGCUGGUGAAGGGCCGGCCGUUGGUUUUGCCACAGGUGUUUAUUGGAAGUCGGUGGCUCGGCGGGUCGGAAGAGAUCCGGCAGAUGCACGAGGCUGGGGAGCUGGGGAAAAUGCUCGAAGGAGUCGCCGCUCAGGACCCAGCGUUCGUCUGCGAUGGCUGCGGUGGUAUGCGGUUUGUCCCGUGCUCCAAUUGCCAUGGAAGCCGAAAGGUGUUUGUUGAGGAAGAAGGGAGAAUGAGACGUUGUGAACUCUGCAACGAGAAUGGAUUGGUACGAUGCUCUUACUGCUGUUCAUGAAUUUUUUUAUUUUUUUUGUCAUUGUCAAAGGGAGUAACUUUUACUGGGACUAGAUUUGAAGAUGAUGAAUGAAUUAAAGAACAGAUGAUAGUUGGGGAAAUGUUUUCGCUUUGAUUUAUGUUUGUUGAUCUGGAAGAAGUCAGUUUAUUUGCUUGAGUGGAAUUUUACUCAAUUUAGACGAAUCCGAGAGUGCCUUUUUUAUUUGGAGCUGAUGGUUUCUCAUUGCUAGUGCUGAUUUUGAAAAGAGAAACACUGGUUCUUGUCUCAAAAGUGUGUUGGUGAAAGGAAAGAAAUAAGCUGUUUGUAUAAUCCGAUUGUACAUAUUGGUUUGCAGAUAACAUGCUCGAUUGUUAUUUC